AUGAAAUCCUCUCCAAUGAAAUUAGCGAAUUUGGUCUCACAGAUGCAAGGCCUUAGUGGUAGUGAUGGAGUGGAGGUGGUGGUGGUAGGGAUGGCGCUUGUGGAGGUGGUGGUGGUGACAACAUGGUGGUGGAGGUGGCAGCAUGGUGGUGGUGGUGGUGGUGGUUGUGGAGGUGGUGGUGUAUGUGGAGGUUUUGAAGGAGGUGGUGGUUGUGGUGGUGGUGGUGGUAGUGUUGGUGGUGGAGGUGAAGGUGGAGUUGGUGGUGGUGGUUAUGGUGGAGAUGGAAGUGAAGGUGGUGGUGGUGGAGGAGGUGGUGGUGGUGGUGGUGGCGGUGGCGAUGGCGGUGGUUGUGGAGGUAGUGAAUGUGGUGGUGUAAGUGGUGGAGUUGGAUGUGGAAGUGGAGGUGGUGUUAUUUUUUAA
Prunus armeniaca (apricot) is the source of this 420-nucleotide messenger RNA. Lineage: Eukaryota; Viridiplantae; Streptophyta; Magnoliopsida; Rosales; Rosaceae. The record is from the annotation of a GenBank genome assembly.